AUGGCGAUGAACAGUGUUCCAAAACCUGCUCUGAACGAGGUUUCUAAGCAAGGAAGCGAAGAAAUUGAGAAUGUUCCAACAAAGAACCUGACGUUGAUGGACACAUACCGGUCCUACUCGCCCGAAUUCUCAAAGAAAACCGAGCGACAACUUGUUCGGAAAAUCGACGCCCAUCUCUUGCCUCUCAUUGUUACAAUUUAUCUGUUCAACUACCUUGAUCGAAAUUCGAUUACCCAAGCGCGCCUCUACGGCCUCCAAGAAGACACCCAUGUCAAAGGGGCAACGUAUCAAACCGCCAUUUCGAUCUUUUCUGCAGGCUAUAUCGCGAUGCAACUGCCGUCAACGAUGCUCAUGACCAAGAUGCAGCCGCAUAUCUUUCUGCCUGGAUGCAUUAUCAUCUGGGCCAUAGUGAGCGGCUGCACAAGUGCCACGUCUUCUCCAGCCGGCCUGCUCGUCGUUAGGUUCUUUUUGGGGAUCGUCGAAGCUCCCUUCUUCCCGGGAGCCAUAUACUACUUGAGUUGCUGGUACACGAAAAAAGAGCUCGGAUUGCGCAUGGCCCUACUUGUGUGUGGAUUGCUCUUGUCGAACUGCUUUGCCGGUCUCAUAUCAGCUGGCAUUCUUUCAGGAAUGGCUGGCGUGGGACACCUCGCAGCGUGGAGAUGGCUCUUCAUACUCGAAGGUCUUGCUACAGCUUGCGUCGGAGUAACUGCUUUCUUCCUUCUUCCCGACUACCCGGGAACCACGAAAUGGUUGUCGGAAGAGGAGAAGGUCAUUGCGCAGGGCCGUUUGGCAGCAGACGCCGGCAGUGAAGAAGUUUUGGGCGAGGACGAGAUUUCGAUGAAGCAGGCUAUCUUGGCUGCAUUGGCGGACUACCGAGUUUGGUUGUUUGCCCUACUUCAAAUGUCGACAACUGCUUCUAUCUCAUUCUCACACUUCUUCCCAACCUUGAUUCAACAGCUUGGUUUCAAGAACAAUACUAUCGUUCUUCUACUUACAGCGCCUCCCUACUUCUUCUCUUUCAUCUGGGCCUUGACACUAGCUUGGGACGCCGACCGAUGGCAGAAAAGAUCACCUCACGCGAGCAUCUCCGCAAUUACUGCCAUUGCUGGAACUGUCACUUUGGUCGCCAUGGGUGAUCAACGUUGGGCUCGCUACGCCAUGACCUUCCUCGUCAGCGCCGGAACGUUUGGCAUCUACUCAACGACUUACCCUUGGUUGUCCUCGACCAUCGUCCAACCAGCAAUGAAACGAGCUGCUGCUAUCGGUAUUGCAAAUACCCUGGCUAAUAGUGCUUCGUUAUUCGCCAACUACUUUUGGCUAGAUGAAUACGGCCCGAGUUUUCGUGUGUCAUGGGCUUGUAUCUUGGCCUUCCAGGUGCUUGGAUUGAGCUGCAUCUUUGGCCUUCGCAUUUGCCUCAAGAAGGCAAACCAAAUAUUUGAAAACCUACGGGGUGAAGUAGAUCAACAAAAUGAGGAGGCGAUGAACAGGCUAGACAAAGAUUCUCAGAGAGCAGUUUUGAACGGAUUCAAGUACAUCACGUAG
Molecule: messenger RNA, 1542 nt
Organism: Colletotrichum siamense
Lineage: Eukaryota; Fungi; Ascomycota; Sordariomycetes; Glomerellales; Glomerellaceae
Product: putative transporter
Exons: 2
Coding region: 1-1542 (513 amino acids)
Biological process (GO): transmembrane transport
Cellular component (GO): membrane
Molecular function (GO): transmembrane transporter activity
Source: RefSeq, a predicted model, not a curated record